AUGGGCAGAGCAGAGAAACGAGGCCGAGCCUAUCAGGGUCGUGUCAUGGGAGCUGCGGCACCGGACUUGGCUCGAAGGCGGUGUGAAAGGUCUGCUAGGAGAAUGGAAUCCAGACUGCUCGGAGCAGACCGCCAAGGCAGCAAUCUGAUGAAGGAAAACCUUCCGGCUGCACCUAGCAGGCUCUGUGCAAAGCAGAACCGAAGCGCAAUUGUAGAUGCCGAGCGGCGGGUGCGCUUCCAGGAGCCUGACAUCAUUGAAGUUGUCAGCUGGAAGGAUGCAACACACCUCAUGCAGUACAAAGGCAAAAAGAAGCUUGAAGAGGAGGAGUUCAUGCUUGGUGCUCUAUCUUCCCUUCCUCAUCGUUUCGCUUUGAUGGCAGCCUUGAUGCCCAUGGUUGUCCGUUUUGCAAUCGGGAUCGUCGAUACAGUGAUGUGA
Symbiodinium necroappetens is the source of this 435-nucleotide messenger RNA. The record is from the annotation of a GenBank genome assembly. NCBI's taxonomy places the organism in Eukaryota, Dinophyceae, Suessiales, Symbiodiniaceae.